CUUUUGCAGUGGUCUCUAUUUCAUUUUGUAUUCCCAGCUGCAGAACGUAACCACCUCAUAUCAUUCCUUCUUAGUUCAUUUUCUAGUAUAUUUUUGCUGUGUCCCAAUUUUGAAGAUAUGUUCACCAAAUGUUCUGUGAUGCCUCUGCACUUCUAGCAAAAAUCACAGUCAGUCAAUGGCCAAUGAGAACUACACAAGGGUCACUGAGUUCAUUUUCACAGGUUUGAAUUACAACCCUCAGUUGCAGGUGUUCCUCUUCCUGUUCUUUCUGAGUUUCUACGUUAUCAACUUAACAGGAAACUUAGGGAUGAUUAUUCUGAUAUGUAUCAGUUCCCGCCUUCACACACCUAUGUACUUUUUCCUCAGCCACUUGUCCUUUGUGGACAUGUGCUUGUCUUCAGUUGUGAGCCCCAAGAUGCUCACUGACUUCUUUCUGCAGAGGAAAGUCAUCUCUUUCUUGGGCUGUGCUUUGCAGCAGUGGUUCUUUGGGUUCUUUGUGACAGCAGAGUGUCUUCUCUUGGUGUCCAUGGCCUAUGACCGCUAUGUAGCCAUCUGUAACCCAUUACUGUACUCAGUUGCCAUGUCCCAGAGGCUCUGUAUCCAGCUGGUGGCUGGCCCCUAUGUCAUUGGCUUCAUGAACACCAUGACUCAUACAACAAACACAUUUCGCCUCCCUUUUUGUGGCCCCAAUGUCAUCAAUCACUUCUUCUGUGAUGUGUUCCCCCUGUUUUCCCUUGUAUGUGGUCAUACAGGGCUCAUUAAUUUGCUGGUUUUCAUUAUGGCUGGAGCUGUGGGAGUCUUCAGUGGUCUGACCAUUAUGAUCUCCUACAUUUACAUCCUCACUGCCAUCCUGAGGAUCCACUCAGCUGAUGGGAGGCGCAAAGCCUUCUCUACCUGCUCCUCCCACCUGACAGCCGUCUCCAUCAUGUUUGGUACCCUGUUCUUUAUUUAUGUACGACCAAGUGCCAGUUUCUCCCUGGAUCUCAAUAAAGCAGUGUCUGUGUUUUACACAGCAGUCAUCCCUAUGUUGAACCCACUUAUCUACAGCUUGAGGAACAAGGAGGUCAAAGAUGCCCUUCAUAGGACUCUCCCUAGGAAGAUGACUUUUUUGGCCUGA
Molecule: messenger RNA, 1117 nt
Organism: Phyllostomus discolor (pale spear-nosed bat)
Lineage: Eukaryota; Metazoa; Chordata; Mammalia; Chiroptera; Phyllostomidae
Product: olfactory receptor 1009-like
Exons: 1
Coding region: 176-1117 (313 amino acids)
Biological process (GO): sensory perception of smell; G protein-coupled receptor signaling pathway
Cellular component (GO): membrane
Molecular function (GO): odorant binding; olfactory receptor activity; G protein-coupled receptor activity
Source: RefSeq, a predicted model, not a curated record